Phytomonas sp. Hart1 is the source of this 2634-nucleotide messenger RNA. The record is from the annotation of a GenBank genome assembly. NCBI's taxonomy places the organism in Eukaryota, Euglenozoa, Kinetoplastea, Trypanosomatida, Trypanosomatidae.
AUAUGUGCAUUUAGUUUUUUGGGGAUAGACUUGUUCUGCGUGGUAUCUCAGGUGUGUAAUUCAAGUUUUAAUUAAAGUAAUUCGAUAAAGUUCUGUGGGAAGGCUACAUCAAGCGAGCCGCUCACUGAAGAGUCACUCAAACUCACCUCUGGUCUUACAAAUAGUAUUAACACAACGACCUAUGUUUUCUAGAAUUUGCCAUUUCCAUGGAAACUUCAUUAUAUCAACAUAUCAUACAUGCUUUGCCGUCCAAGUUUCAACAAAAAGCACUCAGGUAAUUCUGCAGAGUUCAGACUAAAUAUCCUUUUGGACAUGACGUAAGAUCAUGAACCCAUUUGCUAUGCGUACAACAUCCCACAGUUACCACUCAUAUACCGUAAAAAGCUUUCACAUCUCUAAUGCCAUUCAAAGGGUGCGCAAAUACGUUUGUCUACUCAAAAAAAAAUGGGCAUCAUAGAUGUUUCUACAACGCGGAAACAAUCAUAAAAAUAUGAAAUAAAUGGUAUCGUAGGAAGAAUUGAAGACCAUAGUAGAGGCAACUCCAACUUACGUUUUAAAAGUAGCUAAAUUUAGUUACUACGAACAAAAUAAUUACUAAUUUCUACAUUGUGAGGCGAAUAGUUAGAAUGACCCUUUUCGAGAUAUUUAUCGAUAAGCUAAAUCAUAUGGAUUUGUUUGCCCAUCUCCUCCAAACGGUUCACUAGAUUCACUAUCUUGGCAUAACAGCCUUAAUCGUGAUUAUUGCUAUCACCAAAACAGUAGCCAAUCAUAAACUGCAUUCGUUGCUUCCCUAUGGGGUGUGUUGUCUGUAUUUUCCCCUAUGAUUUUUGCAUGCACUUUAGAAAAGUGAUCAUUAUGGAAAUACGAUACGGGCCACAGGAGGAGCUUAUUUUUUGAACCUCGGGAGGCGUCGCGUGUCUAUCCUACCACUUAACAUCCCUAUUUAGCGUUAUUUUCAUCACUCUCAUCUGUUUUAUGCCGCCGUUCGCGCAGACAUUCGGAGUUCUGAUCACCAUUAAUCGUCUCAACAAUUGCAUUUCUCACUACUGAAAGGACGAAAAUUAAAUCUGACAAGUAUGCAUAAUAUUUGUAACAAUUAUCGUUGUUAUCUUCUUCCAAGUAUUAGAGCACAGAAAGGAGGGCAUAUUACACCGAAAUGAUGCCACCAAAGAGAAGAAUAGACGUGUUCUCGACAUGUCAAACACAACGUGGUGAGUAACUUUUGUAAAUUAAUUACUUGAAUUUUCGGUGUGUUGCAAAUUUUUACGGACAAAAAGACAUCAAAGGGAGUAAAAAUAUACAUUGCAUCCAUCUAAGCGAUCCCUCCCUUUCUAAGUAUGAAUUUAUGUUUCCAUAAGCACAGUUGUAUACAUAGAUUUGACAAUAUUUUCAACUGUGAAUGUUGUAUUUCACCUAUUGCUAUCAUCUGAAGCCCUGACAACGACCAUAUAACAAAAAAAAAUGACAGGAGGAUCUCGAAAAGGUACAGACGUGUUAUCUUCGAUAGAUUCACAAGUAUAGCAACAUUUGGUAAGAUGGAAGACAAAUCUACGCGUAUAAUAGUUUUCUUUUGUUUUUUCAGUAACAUAUUUUAGGAUUUAUUUAUUUUCCUUGUUGGUUGGCCUUUAUGUGGCUGUGACGUUUGGUGAAGGAAAGCAAACAAUAAAAUACGUUAAUAAUAUGGUAUGAUAAAUUAUCAAAGAUGGAAUAAUUUUAGGAAACACCCGUUAAAUACAAGUUUUUCCCCUUAUUUAUUUUUCAUCUGUAGCGCUAUACCUUAGCUAUAUACGUGUAGCUUAUCAAACAAAUUGAGGACGUGGAUUAAUAGAACAUCCAGUUGCCGGUAAGUGUACACCCUGUAAGUCUUUCUCAAAGCCUUGUUAAAGAGCAAAGGGAAGAGGGGGAAGUGACGUGAAAUACAAAGUUUUCAAUGCUUAAGGAAUCUAAUAAACCUCUUGCCAGUCUUAGCACAGACGCCAGCUUAGAAACUACUCGUACUCAACCGCAGCUUGUCAAUGGUUACUCUUACACACGGUCACUGCACUCGACUCUGAGGGACCACCAGCGCGUGGACAGAAUUAGAAAUCAUGUCACCACCAAAAGGAAUAGAACUACGAAUGCGGCAACCACCGCAAGCAUCAGUAGUGAUAAUAAUUUGAAAGCUGAGGGUACUAACGAGGAGGUUUGUACUGAGUGCCGAAAACGCUAUUAUGCGACAACAGAAGCAAUUGAGUUGUAUAGACAACUAUUUGUGCGAGCCAAAGAUACCCUUUUACAAGAUGUAGUGCAUCAUCAUAGUAACGAUGAGUUAUGGGUGCGUCUUUGUAGAGCCCUGGAUGAAAGUUCUAACAUGGAGGCGAUGACCAACUAAAAAAAAACAAGCGAGCAUUAUUCUUACACUUGUUUGUAGAUGAAGCGUAGCGCUUUACAUACGUACCCCGAAGGGAAUAAGGCUAUCUAUUAUUUCUUCUAAUUUAGGAUAUCCUAAAUAAAUGCUCUUUAUGAUGAAGAUACAAUUUUAGGGUAAAACAAAUCAAAAUCCAAUCAUAGAGGUAUACGGUCUCUAUCACUCUUCAAUUGCUUUCAAUACAUUUGCAGAGGACUUUUUUGAACAUUUUACACUUUUUACCCUUU